Tarenaya hassleriana is the source of this 750-nucleotide messenger RNA. RefSeq lists its product as uncharacterized. The record is from RefSeq and is a predicted model, not a curated record. Lineage: Eukaryota; Viridiplantae; Streptophyta; Magnoliopsida; Brassicales; Cleomaceae. Bases 256 to 642 code for a protein of 128 amino acids. The transcript has 2 exons.
ACAUCGAGUUUGCAUACAAUCGAACAAUUCAUUCCGCUACGAGGCACUCACCUUUCGAGAUCGUGUAAAUACAUCGUCAAUCUCGACGGGGAUGCGAAAGCCGAGCUCGUCAAAAGACUCCAUGAGAAGGUCCGAGAUAAUAUUGCACGUCGAACCGAGCAAUAUGCACGCCAAGCCAACAAAGGUGAUGACAUUUCGAGGACGAAAUCUUUUCAAGAGGUAGGGCAUGAUGAAGACAUCGAUAAAUUAGAGCAUAUGGGAGCAGCUCGGAAUGGACGCAAGGAAGCUGCUCGGAAUGAAGGCACGGAAGCAGCCACGGAUGAGAGAAUGGACGCCGUUGAGACGGAGUACUCGUGCGGGCCGGAGGUAACACAUUCACUUCCGCCACCUGCUGUCCCUUCGGCCAAAACCAAUCCACAUGUCGAUUCGAAGUCCCAUUCUUCGACAGCCCAAGUGCGUGCCGAACCUCCGAUCACCCGAGCAAGGACACAAGCACUCCAAGGGAAACUCAAUGCCUACUUCCAUCGUGCAUUGACGCUACCAAGCGAAGAGAACACAGUGUCCUUUUCCACCGAAGAAACCCGAGCCGCGGGUAACUUGUUCGUGGUCGAUUCCAAAGCUUUUUGUGAUCCAAGUCACUAACCAAAGGAAGCUUCUUGAGAUGCAAGACACCUCCCAACAGCCAUAUUCAGCCCACCGACCUCAUUUAUGGCUCACGUCUUGCAUGUGUUGUUGCUUUAAUUAUGUUGU